This is a messenger RNA of Phaeoacremonium minimum UCRPA7, 1863 nucleotides long. Its product is annotated as putative tldc domain containing protein 2 protein. NCBI's taxonomy places the organism in Eukaryota, Fungi, Ascomycota, Sordariomycetes, Togniniales, Togniniaceae. The coding region runs from base 1 to 1863 and encodes 620 amino acids. The record is from RefSeq and is a predicted model, not a curated record. The transcript is spliced from 2 exons.
AUGGGACAAGCCCAGUCCGUCGAGCCGCUGGCUCCAAGGAGUCAUGAACAGCUCACAAAGGAGUUGGCCAAUAAAUUCGCCGAGAAGUGUUUCACCUCUCUCGAGCUGUAUUCCCUGAAGGACAACUUCAGGAGCCUUGCCGAUGUCGAGCAUGAUGUUCGCUACCUCAAGGAGGACACCAUUGCCCGCUUCCUCGAGAUCCCCGACAUUCUUCAUGCCUCCCCGAUUCUUUUCCACAUGAUGUCCUUCAUCGGCGCCUUCCCCUUCUUCCAGGACGCCCCAGCCGUCCUCGGCCUCGAGCAGAUGGUCAUGGUCAUCACCAUUGCCACCGAACGCUACAACCGCGUUCUCGCCAAUGGCGCAACAGAUCGUAGGAAGCUACUCUUCAAGAGCUUGGCCGUCUAUGACCGCAAACUGUCCGAGAUGCACAAGAAGGAGGAACAUGCAGCCGCCGCCGAGGUAAGGGCUCAGGCAGAAGGGGCCGGAGAUUCGCAAGCAGCGAGAUCAUAUGCCCCAGGGUUUGCUGUCGACCAAGCAGGCGAGGACGAUGUUGACGAUGGCGAGUCUGCGGAUGACGAGGAUGAUGACUUGGUGCUGGCCGCCUUCGAGUCGCUGGACUACAUUGAUGCAUUCAAGCAAGCAGGCGUCCAGACCAUCCACGGUGCCAUGAUUCCCGCGGACAAUUUUCGUCGUCUCAUUAUGCUGCUUUUGUUGAUCACGCCCCUUCACCCGCAGGAACGACUGUCCCAGUACUCUGGGCGGUGCUCUGGAGCAGAGCUGGAAGGCCUGCGAUGGACGGCCGAAUGCAUUCUCCACGCCUUUGUAGAUGCUGAGAAGUCUCCCGGCAUCAAGUUUAAUCACUUCAAUACUAUAUUACCCGUCUCAUUUCCUUUUCUAUUCGGAGGCUUCAACGCCCUAUUUGAACACUUUCUGUUCUCCAAAAAUCUUGACUUUUCAAAGCACAAGGAUGACAAGCCUCUUGCCUCAGUGCUGCCCCCGGAGCUUGCCAUCCCUUUGCUACAGGAAACAGGCUCGAUCAUGAACCUCAACGUACUGUCCCAAUUGUCCUUCUUUAUCCCCGGCUCAUCGCUCUUCCGGCGCCUCCGUCUUCUAUACUCAGGCGACAAUGACGGCUUUUCAAUGGGCAGCUUUGAGUCGAAGGUAUUCAAUUGGAGAGCCCCGACCAUCCUGCUCGUCCGUGGGACCAGGAUGACAGACGCUGCCCAUGGCAGUCAGGAUCGCUUCACGGCAACCCUGCCGCCCAAACGUUUUCCUGAUGGGAGCAAGUCCGAACAAUUGACAUUUGGGAUUUACGUCAGUCAGCCCUGGCGGCAUACCCACAAGGAGUGCUUUGGCGAUGUUGAUUCCCUUCUCUUCCAGCUGGAGCCAAUUCACGAUGUCCUGCCCGCCAGCACCCUCAACAGGGACUACGUCUCGUUUGUCAAGCCGUCUUCGAGCAGCACGAAUUCUGGCGUUGCUUUCGGCAAUCCACUUCCGAAACCGAGUGCUUCCUAUCGAAAGUCUGGUCUCACCUCCCUAGGAACUGUUUCCCUUCUGCUGGAUUCAAGCUUUGAGUUCGGGGUGUUCACUCACGAUUACACAUCCCGUGGGGGAGCAUUUCAAAACAGUGUGGCGCGCAAGUUCAACUUUCAGGAUCGCUUCGAGAUCGAGAGCCUUGAGGUAUGGGGAUGUGGUGGCGACGAAGAGGCAAAAAUUCAGGCCGAGCGAUGGGCAUGGGAGGCCCGAGAAGCCGAGGCGCGACGCAGAGUCAAUCUUGGCACAGGAGACAUCGAGGCUGAUAGGGCAUUGCUUGAAAUGGCGGGCAUCAUUGGGGGUAGCAGAAGUGGUGGAUCGAUGAGCUGA